This is a messenger RNA of Sus scrofa (pig), 1668 nucleotides long. It is a transcript of the gene FNDC11, whose product is annotated as fibronectin type III domain containing 11. Gene Ontology annotation, molecular function: protein binding. The record is from RefSeq and is a predicted model, not a curated record. Lineage: Eukaryota; Metazoa; Chordata; Mammalia; Artiodactyla; Suidae.
GGGGAGCAGAUGUGGCCUCACAGCUGCUCCGUGGGGGUUCCCCGUGGGGGGUUCUGGCCCAGAGCCCACGGUCACUGCCCUGCCCUGUGUCAUCACAAUCCAUCAACAGAGUGUCACACCCUCAAGUCCACUUUGACCCAGAUGGGCAGCCUGCCCACUUGGCCCUCCAGACAGCCUCGUUCCAGAAACCAGCCCUCACCCCAAACUCCUUCCCCGCCUCCCACCACCAGCCCCCCAGGCCAGGGAGGACAGAGGGCCCGGCCGGGGGGUCAGUGGGCCUGAAGUCACCCCCCACACCAACGCUGCCCCAAGAGAGCCCCCGGGUGGGCAGCAGAGGCCAGUGUGACUGUUGCAGCUCACGCCCCGCCCUCCAUCCCCUGCUCCCAGACCAUGAACUUCCAGGUAUCAGGCCUGGGCCUGGACAACAUGAAGCUGGACUGUCCCCAGUCCUUCCUGGACCAGGAGGAGGAGGCCGAGGAGGCCGAGGAUCAGCAGCUGCUGGAGCCGGAGGCCUGGCGCACCUACGUGGAGCGGCGCAACGCUCUGCGCGAGUUCCUGACCUCGGACCUGAGCCCCCACCUGCUCAGGCGCCACCACGCCCGCAUGGACCUCCUCCGCAAGUGCUCCUACUACAUCGAGAUCCUCCCCAAGCACCUGGCUCUGGGCGACCAGAACCCGCUGGUGCUGCCCUCUGCCAUGUUCCAGCUCAUCGACCCCUGGAAGUUCCAGCGCAUGAAGAAGCUGGGCACCGCCCAGACCAAGAUCCAGCUUCUGCUGCUCGGGGACCUGCUGGAGCAGCUGGACCACGGCCGCUCCGAGCUGGACGCCCUGCUGGAGUCGCCCGACCCGCGGCCCUUCCUGGCGGGCUGGGGGCUGGUGGAGCAGCGGCUGGCGGACCUGGCGGCCGUCAUGGACAGCUUCCUCGCCAUGAUGGUGCCAGGGCGCCUGCAUAUCAAGCACCGCCUGGUGUCUGACGUUGGCGCCGCCAAGGUCCCGCACAUCCGGCUCAUGCUGAGCACCAAGAUGCCCGUCGUGUUUGACCGCAAGGCCUCGGUGGCCCACCAGGACUGGGUCAGCCUGCGCUGGUUUGUCACCAUCCAGCCGGCCGCGGCAGAGCAGUUCGAGCUGCGCUUCAAGCUGCUGGACCCGCGGACCCAGCAGGAGCGGACACAGUGCGGGGCCAUCCCCGUGGCCGCCUGCACCGUCGCCGUCCGAAACCUGCUGCCCAACCGCUCCUACAGGUUCACCGUCAAGAGGGCGGAGAGCUACACGCUGGUCUACGAGCCCUGGCGGGACAGCCUCACCCUGCAGACCCGGCCAGGGCCUCCCGAAGGGCCCGCUCCCGGCCGGCUGGGCAAGCUCAGCCCACCCCUGCCCACACCUUCCGAGAGAUGAUUUUCUAAUAUUUAUCCACUAAUAAAGAGGAGUAUAAACGCACACACACAAUUAAAGAAACAAACCUGCUUACGUUCGAAAGGCGGCAGCAGCCACGUGAGUGUCUUUCCUGACGCAGCCCCAGGCCCCCCCACUCCUGCUCCCUUCUGCGGGGGGAGCCCCCGCUGGCCGCUCCAGGAGCCCAAAACCCUGGAGCGAGAAGUCUCAGCCCUGGCAUGGGGCUGCCACCACCAGGAUGGGAGCGGCACCAAGGCUCUGCCCCCCACCCCCUGC